Messenger RNA from Mus musculus (house mouse), 2835 nucleotides. RefSeq names its product thrombospondin type laminin G domain and EAR repeats (gene Tspear). Gene Ontology annotation, cellular component: cell surface; stereocilium; non-collagenous component of interstitial matrix. Gene Ontology annotation, biological process: tooth mineralization; sensory perception of sound; regulation of Notch signaling pathway. NCBI's taxonomy places the organism in Eukaryota, Metazoa, Chordata, Mammalia, Rodentia, Muridae. The record is from RefSeq and is a predicted model, not a curated record. The coding region runs from base 1236 to 2405 and encodes 389 amino acids. The transcript is spliced from 8 exons.
CCCUUAAUCACUAAUUGAGAAAAUGCCUUAUAGCUGGAUCUCAUGGAAGCAUGUCCUCAAUGGAAGCUCCUUUUGCUGUGAUAAUUCCAGCCUGUGUCAAGUUGACACACAAAACCAGCCAGUACACAGACCAAGCACCUUCCUUGGCCCCCCGGGCAGCUGGAAAACAUGGUGCACACCAAGAAGGUUCCCUUCUCUAGACCCCUGGCCAGCUAUUGCUCAUGUCUCCCAGCCACUCCCUCUGGGUCAUUCUGACCUCAGCCCGACCCAUGCCAAGACCUAUCUGUUUCUUGCUAGCCCUUGAAGCCCACAGCAUUUCCUAGAUGUGCCUUCUCUGAUCCAUAUCUUCUCUGCCCUAGUGUUAAGUUGCAAUAUUGAGCCAUUUAUAAAAAUCACAGCCCCUGUCUUACAGACUCUGAGAAACCCUCCCCAACUACACAUAUGCCCCUGUUCUGUAGAAAGAGGAUCAGGUGAGGGACAGAAGUCCCCAUCUGUGUGCUGUAGCUGUUCCGCAGCCACGGAUGAACUGGGUUACUUGAAAGGGUGGCUGGAAAUGAAAAGGACAGGGUGUAAGAGAAGGAUGAAGCCAAGACAAAAGUUGCUGAUCAAGGCUCAAAGUUUAAUAGUCAGCGCUGCCCACAGACAGAGCCCACAGACCCAUCCCUUGUUUCAGCUGGAUUAUGUUGCAAAGCAAGCUCAGCAGGCAGUCUACUCCUGUAGGAAACUUAUUCCACCUGGGUCUUUAAGGUCCAAACUGUGGCAAGCACUUAAGUUCUAUUUAGCCUGCUCAAGGCUGGGGGAAGGGCACAGUGUGUGUUGGGCACUUAGGUUUUUACUGUGUUUCAUGGCUGUCCAAUGCUGAUGGAGCUGUCCCUAUAAAGCCAGGACAUGAGACCAAUGUUGGUACUAGAAGUAGUGAGAUCAAAACAUACUCAGGAAUAUUGUCUAUGGCUUAGCACCUACUGCUGAGAAGAGACAGGCCCCUAGGGCAGUUUGGGGCUGUUGAGGGUCCAUGGGGUGACAGCAAAAGAGCAGAGAGACAUGCGCUCCAGGCUGAAGGUGUGUGAGGCCAGCCAGUCACACACACAGCCAGUCAUGGUUGGGACCACCCACCAUGUCUCCAGUGACCUGUGCUGUCGGGCUCCCUUCUGCCACAUACAAAGAAGCUGACAUGAAAGUAACCCUGGGAUCCCGGCCACCGUGUACCAAGGCAGAGGGUGCCCAGUUCUGGUUCGAUGCUGCCCAAAAGGGGCUAUACCUGUGUGCUGGCAGCGAAUGGGUCUCCGUGUUGGCAGGUCCCCAUCCUCCCAUUCCAAGCCAAGACCAAGCUGGACUACGUUGAAGAACACCAGAGUCUGCACACCAACUCAGAGACACUGGGCAUCGAGGUGUUCAGCAUCCCCGGUGUGGGGCUCUUCGCAGCCGCAGCCAACCGGAAGGCUAGAUCAGCCAUCUAUAAAUGGACAGAUGGGAAAUUUGUCUCCUAUCAGAACAUUGCUACGCACCAGGCACAGUCAUGGCGACAUUUCACCAUUGGGAAAAAGAUCUUCCUGGCUGUGGCCAACUUUGGGCCAAAUGAAAGGGGUCAAGAGUUCUCCGUCAUCUACAAAUGGAGCCCCAGAAAGCUGAAGUUCACCCUCUACCAGAGGAUUGCCACCCACAGCGCCCGUGACUGGGAGGCCUUUGAGGUGGACGGAGAGCACUUCCUGGUGGUAGCCAACCACCGAGAAGGGGACAACCACAACAUCGACAGCAUGGUCUACAGGUGGAACCCCAGCAGCCAGCUCUUUGAAGCCAAUCAGUCCAUUGCCACGUCGGGUGCCUACGACUGGGAGUUCUUCACCGUGGGGCCUUACUCCUUCCUGGUGGUGGCCAACACCUUCAAUGGCACUUCCACCCAGGUGCAUUCCCACCUGUACAUCUGGCUGGUCGGGGCUUUCCAGCUCUUCCAGUCGUUCCUGACAUUCGGCGCCGCAGACUGGGAGGUCUUCCACAUUGGCGAGAGGAUCUUCCUUGCAGUGGCAAACAGUCACAGCUACGAUGUGCAGAUGCAGGCACAAAAUGACUCCUAUGUCCUCAGCUCUGUUAUCUACGAGCUGAACAUCACCGCUCAGACCUUUGUCAAGUUCCAGGACAUCCCCACCUGCAGUGCCCUGGACUGGGAGUUUUUCUCCGUGGGAGAAGAUCACUUCCUGGUGGUUGCGAACUCCUUUGACGGAAACACCUUCUCAGUGAACAGUAUUAUUUACAGGUGGCAAGGCUAUGAGGGCUUCGUGGCCGUACACAAACUCCCCACUUUUGGCUGUCGGGACUGGGAGGCUUUUAACACCACUGCUGGCUCUUACCUCAUCUACUCCAGCGCCAAGGAGCCCCUCUCCAGGGUCCUGAAGCUGAGGACUGGCUGAAGUUACCCUGGAUCCCGCUGCCCCCUAAUACCCACCAGCUAGGCAUGUGCAGCAGGCAGGACCCACCCACCCAGCCCUCCCUGGUCCUGGGGCAGGUGGAGAAGCCUGUGCACCUCUCUGCACACUCUAAGCUGGCCCUUCCCCUCUCCCCCAACUGGGGGCUGUACCAGAACCACAGUCCUGGUGACUGGUGGCCAUAUUUCAGGUGACCCUGGGGUCCUUCAGGCUGAGGCCCAGGGCUGCCACCCAAUCUCGGUGCUCCCAGCCUGUUCCUGCAGGAAUUCUGCCUUAAAGGGACAGUGGAUAUCACAUUUUACCUCAAAUACAUAGGCCCUAGCAGUCUCUAGGGCCCCGGCUCUCCCAGCUACCCCUGCUGUGCAGCCUGACCAACACCUAUUUAUUGUAUUUUAUCUAUAUGAAAAUAUAUUUA